Messenger RNA from Fukomys damarensis (Damara mole-rat), 3756 nucleotides. It is a transcript of the gene Prlr, whose product is annotated as prolactin receptor. Gene Ontology annotation, molecular function: cytokine binding; cytokine receptor activity. Gene Ontology annotation, cellular component: signaling receptor complex; membrane; external side of plasma membrane. The transcript has 13 exons. The record is from RefSeq and is a predicted model, not a curated record. Gene Ontology annotation, biological process: cytokine-mediated signaling pathway. The coding region runs from base 751 to 2628 and encodes 625 amino acids. Lineage: Eukaryota; Metazoa; Chordata; Mammalia; Rodentia; Bathyergidae.
UGUAUUUUGGGGGUGCGGUUUGAAUGGCAGAUGUAUGACCCUGAUCACGCAAAACCAACCUAGGAAAAAGCAGUGAUUUCUUCUCGUCCACAUCUUCUCUUCAUUCCUGCUCCCCCAGCUGCAUCUGUCACUUUGCCAAACUGGCAGGCUCUGGGCAUUUUGCACGCUGGAGAAAAUCACUGUUUUGCCUCCAGCAAGGAACAGAAAUGUUGCAACACUGACUCCUCCUCUAAUGAAGAAAGAGUGAACAAGUGCACCUAGCGGAGCUUCUCAGAGCCACCUGGGCUGAGGACGCUGGAGCGCAGGCUGCAAUCCCCAGACCCCGGUCUUCUGGGCUGGGCUUUCCCCGCCUUCCUUUUUCUGUUUUACUCAGCCGCUCUUUGGAUUUUACCGGCUGUUCAGGAAACAGCGUGGCACAGCAUGGGUACCCACGUCCUCGCCCGGCAAGUGCUCCUGGCCUGACAGAGCAGACUUUGCUCCCCGGCAAAAGUAAAGGACUUUUCUCCCAUUCAUGGAGUGGAGCACUCAGGAUGUUUUGCACAUGAGCCCUGAAGAUGAGAACAUUGAGAUGAGAGGCUCAUGAAUGAUCCAAGGUAACACAGCUAGUGAGUGGUACAUGGAGUGAGAGGAACUUGACCUGUUUCCCCACACUGCCAACAAGAUUCGAUUCCAUGCCCACCCAGGGACUGAAGUGUUGCUCACCUCAGGGAUUCUCUGAUACAUUUCCCAUAGCAAGGAAGAGAAGCCAACAUGAAGGAAAAUGUGACACCCACAAUGGUUUUCAUCCUGCUACUUUUUCUCAACAUCAGACUUCUGAAUGGAGAGUCACCUCCUGGAAAACCUGUCAUCUUUAAAUGUCGUUCUCCUGAGAAGGAAACGUUCACGUGCUGGUGGAAGCCAGGAACCAACGGAGGACUUCCCACCAAUUACACACUUACUUACUACAAAGAAGGAGAGAAUAUCAUCUAUGAAUGUCCAGACUACAACACCAGUGGUCCCAACUCCUGUUAUUUUAAUAAGAAGUACACCAGCAUAUGGACACUAUAUGUCAUCAGAGUCAAUGCCACUAACAACAUGGGAAGCAAUGCCUCAGAUCCACGUUUGGUGGACGUGGCUUACAUAGUUGAACCAAACCCUCCUCAGAACAUAACUUUGGAAAUAAAGCGGCCAGAAAACAGAAAACCAUAUCUAUGGAUAAAAUGGUUCCCACCUGCCCUAGUUGACAUAACAUCUGGCUGGCUCAUACUACAGUAUGAAGUUCGAUUAAGACCCGAGAAUGCAGCUGAGUGGGAGGUACAUUUUUCAGGGCAGCAGAAAUAUUUUAAGAUUCUCAGCUUAUACCCAGGACAAAAAUACUUUGUCCAGGUUCGCUGCAAGCCAGAUCAUGGAUUCUGGAGUAAGUGGAGCCCGGAGACCUCCAUUGACAUUCCUAGUGAUUUCAAAAUGAGUGAUACAACCGUGUGGAUCUUUGUGGCCAUUCUCUUUGCUGUCCUUUGUUUAAUUAUGGUCUGGGCAGUGGCUUUGAAGAGCUACAGCAUGAUGACCUGCAUCUUCCCACCAGUUCCUGGUCCAAAAAUAAAAGGAUUUGAUACUCAUCUGCUAGAGAGGGGCAAGACUGAAGAACUCCUGGGUGCCUUUGGAUGCCAAGACUUUCCCCCCACUUCUGACUCUGAGGACUUGCUGGUGGAGUUUUUAGAAGUGGAUGAUUCUGAGGACCAGCAGCUAAUGCCAGCUUUUUCAAAAGAAUACCCAGGUCAAGCUGUGAAAUCUCAACAUCUGGAUCUUGACAAUGACUCUGGUCAUGGAAGCUGUGACAGCCCUUCCUUUUUGUCUGAAAAGUGUGGGGGACCCUGGGCCAAUCCUCCCACUUUCCACACACCUGAGGUCAUUAAGAAGCUAGAGAGUCUGGAAGCAAAUAUUACUUGCACCUGGGACUCCCAGGCCAAAAGUACGAAAGACAAAAUCCUUUACUUCCAUGCUAACGGAUUCAGAUCUUCAACCUGGCCCUUGCCACAGCCAACUCAGCACAACCCCAGGUCUCCUUACCACAGCAUUGCUGAAGUAAGUAAGCUGGCUAAAGGCCCCAAAGCUGCACUGGACACUGUGAUACACAAAGCAAGCAAAGAUGCUUUGCAAUCCUCUAAGACCACUGAGACUGGGGGAGAGGAAAGGGCAAUGGAGCAGAUGGAGGUGGUACGCUUCCCUCCUAAGACUGAGCAAGACACAGCAUGGGUGCUGCCCCAGGAAAAUGCCCCCUUUAUCUCUGCUAAACCCCUGGAUUAUGUGGAGAUUCACAAGGUCAACAGAGAUGGAGCACUAUCACUGACCCCAAAACAGAAAGAUAGCACUGAGCAGGUAGAGAAGCCAAGGGCUCCAGAAAUCAUUAAAGAAUAUGCCAAGGUAGCCAGAGUUACGGAAAACAAUAUCCUAGUGUUAAUGCCAGACCCACGAGGUCAAAACAUAGCUUUGUUUGAAGAAUCUGCCAAGGAGGCUCUGCUAUCCCUUCAGCAGAAUCAAGCUGAGAAAAACAUGGCCUAUUUCACGGUGACACCAAACAACUUCAGACUCCAACAGGAUGGGUUGGGUUACCUGGAUCCUGCAAGCUUCAUGAGCUCCUUUCGUGGAUAGCUUGAGAAAUGGAUGAUUGGCAGAAAUGUGAUUUUUCUUCAGGCUGGCUUUUGCACUUCAUUCAUCGAAACAAUUUAAGAGUCUCAUGUGGAAACCAAAGCAGUCUAGACUCCGCCCAUGGAGUGAUGGUCCUGCAAAGCCAUAUUGAAGUGAAGUCUCUGCCAUAGUGCAAGGUUCCAUAUUUUCAAAGCUACCACUACCUCUGCUUUUCCUUUUUCCCUAGAAAAUGCCAAGCAAAAUUCCUUGACAUUAAGUGGGAAAUCAGAAGUGAUUGUUACAAUGUGUUUUUAUGGAGUACGCCUUCUAAUUCAACACUUUGCAGCUUUUUGCUGUUUUCUGAGUCACCAUUUUUUUACAUUGUUAUAUUUCAUUUAGAAAAACUGGCUGAUGAGUAAAGUUCAGAAUGCAUAUAUCAUCAUCAGAUUUUUUAAAAAUUACAGAGUACAGGUUUAUUUCUUGUAAGUCACUUCAGGGUGGUUUCCCAAAGCCAUGAUAAUCAAUGUGAUUAUUGAAUAUACCCAGCUCAGUGCCUAGCUCAGUAAAUGUUUACAUCCCUUGAUUACCUUUCCUCUAUUUUUUUCUUACUUGAAAUCAAGAAGAGCAAAUUUACAUGUGUGUCUUUGAAACAAUUUUUCAUGAAGAGUGUUUGCUGCUAAUAGAUCUAUAGUUGGGAAUACAACGAAAUUUCCCUAUAUCCCUUAAAAAUAAACCUUUUCUUUAUUUGACUUCAGCCAUCAAGUACACUAUGGUAUGGGAAACAUCAGCCAUUUAUAAGAAAUAAUUUCAAUUCAAUUUUUAAAGUUCAUUUCUAUGUUACUGUUAUACAUCUGUUUUUUUUCUUUUUAGCCUUAAAGAAUUACACUCAUCUGAUUUGUUAUCUUGCAUUUUUAAUUUUGUAAACUUUUGAUUAUUGCACAUUGUGCUUCCUGUUUUCCAAGGACUUUUUCAUUUGCAUCCUUCUAUUUUACAGGGACAGUAUGGACAGUUAAAUCUUUGUCAAAAGAAUGAGAGAUUAUGCUAACUGCUAUUCUCACAUCUUCAUUUUUACUGCAUGCCAAAAACAAUGCUUGCCAAACAAAAUCUUGGACAUCCCAGUGUAAUAUGAUUGUUAUAUUUCUAUUUAUGUAA